CCCGCCCCAGCGGGCGAGGGAGGGGGCGCGGCGCGCGCGGGGUGGCGCCGCUCUUGAAGCGGGCGGGCAUCACUGCCGCUUCCGGCGCGGGAGGUUUGAAGACGAUGGCGGGCGCGCUCCAUCUGCCGUCGGGCCUGGUGGCGGAGCUGGACUCCUCCCUGUCGCGGCUGGAUGCGGGCGGCAGGCGGGUGCCGCCGCUGCCUCCGGCGGAGCAGCGGCAGGGGGGCGCGGAGAACGCAGACCUGCUGCCCAUGGUGUUCCUCUGCGCCGGCUGCAAGCGGCCGGUGGGCGACACGCUGAGCUGGGUGACCAACGACGAGGAGUCGGGCUGCAUCCUGCUGCGCAGUGCGGCCGCCAGCGUCUCGGUGGACGAGGAGCGGAAGCUCUCCAAGCUGCCCGGCGAGUGCGGAUGCAUCAUUGAAACAUUAUUCUGCUCUGGCUGCUCAAUGACACUUGGCAACAUCUAUAGAUGCACCCCAAAGCAUCUCGACUACAAGAGGGAUUUGUUCUGUUUCAAUGUUGACUCAAUUGAAAGCAUGUUUUUUUGUACUACUGUUGUUAGCAUCGUAGUGCUGAAGUGUGAGAAACAUCACCUGUGUAAUGUUGGGCAAAUCCUAGAAAAAAGAAAACACUGGGGAUGCCUUUUGUGCAAGAAAUUGCGUGCCACCCAGGAAAAUAACACUAGUUACAUUCUAGGAUCCUCAGAAAAGCAAGCUCUUACUGAUGAGGAACCUUUAACUCUUGAAAGUCGAGCUGUCUUGGAAGACGUGCUACAAAGGGCAGACACUGUAUUAAAGGCUCUGGAAACAAGACUGACUGCUGUUGAAUCAAGUAUGGCUUCUCUUCACAAUAAAGUCUGAAAGAAAUUACAUGCUGGAAGUUUAACUGCAGGCAAAUGAUGUGUGUGGCACUUGUCCUUGUAAUCCUCUGGAAUUUGUGGGAACACUGCAAAAGCUAUGCAAAGUGCUGAAAGACAUUGGUGGCUCAUGGUGUGGUAGAAGAAUGCUGACUAUGAGUCUUCACUGUAGACACAGAGUUCUCCUUUCUGUUAAAAGGAUACCCCAGACAGAAAUAAAAUUUAAGUUUCUGUAGACUUUUGGUUUAUGUAUAAAUAUUUAUUUUAAUUUUUAUCUCUAAAGCAAAGCAUUUAUCUCCUGACUUCCCUGCUAUUCAGUAUCUACUGAAUUGGGUGUGCAUCUCCUUCCUAAACCAAUAAAAAAAAAUAAAAUCUUUGUGAUGUCUGAA
This is a messenger RNA of Aquila chrysaetos chrysaetos, 1245 nucleotides long. It is a transcript of the gene MIS18A, whose product is annotated as MIS18 kinetochore protein A. Lineage: Eukaryota; Metazoa; Chordata; Aves; Accipitriformes; Accipitridae. The record is from RefSeq and is a predicted model, not a curated record. Gene Ontology annotation, biological process: chromosome segregation; CENP-A containing chromatin assembly. The transcript is spliced from 6 exons. Gene Ontology annotation, cellular component: chromosome, centromeric region; chromatin; nucleus. Bases 105 to 860 code for a protein of 251 amino acids.